Selaginella moellendorffii is the source of this 1076-nucleotide messenger RNA. Its product is annotated as E3 ubiquitin-protein ligase MARCH1. Bases 59 to 1009 code for a protein of 316 amino acids. NCBI's taxonomy places the organism in Eukaryota, Viridiplantae, Streptophyta, Lycopodiopsida, Selaginellales, Selaginellaceae. Gene Ontology annotation, molecular function: zinc ion binding. The record is from RefSeq and is a predicted model, not a curated record. The transcript is spliced from 6 exons.
UUUCGCACCUUGCCGAAUAUGCUAUUUUACUUAGGUCGGGCAGUGAAAGUGAGAGAGAAUGGCGAGCACGGAAGAGGGGAAGGAGAGGGAAUUGGAGCCUCUGAUCGUGGAAUCGGUGAGCAGCAGCAGGAGCGAUGAGAUCCUAGAGCCACUGCGAGCUCCGCCGGUGCUGGAGGCGAUGGCGGCACCGAAAUCCCUGAGCGACGACGAGGAGCAAGGGCUUGGCUGCGCGCCAAGCUGUAGAAUUUGCCUCGAGUGCGACUCUGGAGAGCCCGGCGAUGAAUUGAUCUCUCCUUGUAUGUGCAAGGGGACUCAACAGUUCGUCCAUCGAUCAUGCCUCGAUCACUGGCGCUCGGUCAAGGAAGGCUUUGCUUUCUCGCAUUGCACGACUUGUAAAGCUCAGUUCCAUCUAGUUCCCGAGAUCCCAGAGGACUACUCGUGGAGAAAGCUAAAGUUCAAGCUGUUCGUCGCGCGGGACGUUUUUCUCGUUUUCCUAGCCGUUCAAUCUACGGUUGCUUUCCUCGGAGCUCUUGCGUAUCUCAUGGACUCCGACGGCCAGUUUCGCAAAUCUUUCAACGUUGGCUGGGACAAGAUCUUGUCACAGCACCCGGUAGCGUUUUACUACUGCCUAGGCGUCGUGGUCUUCUUUGUGAUCGUGGGAGUCGGUGGACUCAUCGUCCACUGCUCGUCGGCAAGCCACCACGAUUCGUUUCUAGCGGACUGUCGCUACUGCUCAGGAUGCUACAUCAUGGAUUGCUUCCCAGCUUCCAUGGAAGCUUGCGGUGCGUUUUUGGUGAUCUUCGUGAUCCUGUUCGUGAUCCUGGGGGUGGCUUACGGCCUCCUCGCUGCUACCAUGGCAAUCCAAAGAAUCUGGCAGCGGCAUUACCAUAUCCUGACAAAGCGAGAGCUUACCAAGGAGUACAUUGUAGCGGAUUUGCACGGGGAGUACGUUCCUCCGCAGUUAAGCGCCGAGGACGAGGAGAGAUUGAGAAGCUUGAAACUCUUAUGACCAAAGCUUAAAACCUUGGACUGGAUUUGUUUGAUCGAUGGAUUUAUAAACAGUGGUGGUAAAUAUU